AACAGUUCGAACCUGCUGACGUACAGCGGACACGUUCCAUUUGAAACUGGCCACAAGAUAAACAUCCAAUUGUAAACGCUCUGCCAUGGAGGAGGAGGAGGAGGCUUCUCGUGUAUGACAGCACAGCAACAGUCCCCCUUUUGUCUUCCAACUCGUUAGCCUCCUUUUUGUUUUCUAAAAUCUCUUCACGCGUUGUCGUUAACAUGGCCGUAAACAAAACGUACGUGAGCGUCGGCUAUGCUUCGUUCGGCGUGCUCAUCGGGACGUCUGCUUUUUUAGUGUGGAACGUCGUGUACCGACAGCCGUGGACAGCAGCCAUGGGAGGACUGUCAGGUGUGCUGGCACUGUGGACCCUGCUGACCCACAUCAUGUACCUGCAGGACCACUGGAGGACUUGGCUCAAGGGGCUCAAGUUGUUCUUUUUCGUCGGCGUAUUCUUCUCUCUGCUCGCGGUUGUUGCUUUCAUCACCUUCCUGUCGAUUGCCGUCCACAAUGAGGAGUCCUUGACUGACCCCCAUAGUCUCUACCUAUCUUGUGUUUGGAGCUUCAUGAGCCUCAAGUGGUCCUUCUUGCUCGCUCUGUCGUCCCACCGCUACCGCAACGAAUUCGCCGACAUCGGUAUCCUCAACGACUUCUGAAGGCCGACAGUAACGUCACGCGGGAACUGAAGGGACCCGCUUCCAUCUCCUUUUGCCGGAGGGGACAAUGUGAUGGAUGACUUUUUUCGGGGUAGUAACUCAGCGUUUGGAUGAACUUUCACCCCCGUUACCUCUCUUCCCUUUUGUGGCCAGUAAGCACAUGUUGACACACACACACACACACACACA
Hippocampus comes (tiger tail seahorse) is the source of this 827-nucleotide messenger RNA. RefSeq names its product heme transporter hrg1-A-like. Gene Ontology annotation, molecular function: heme transmembrane transporter activity; heme binding. Bases 204 to 638 code for a protein of 144 amino acids. Lineage: Eukaryota; Metazoa; Chordata; Actinopteri; Syngnathiformes; Syngnathidae. The record is from RefSeq and is a predicted model, not a curated record. The transcript is spliced from 3 exons. Gene Ontology annotation, cellular component: lysosomal membrane; plasma membrane. Gene Ontology annotation, biological process: heme transport.